GAGUUCCUAACCGUUUUGGUUCUCCUUUUCGAUCUGCAAAAUGUCGGAGACGGAAACGUUCGCCUUCCAGGCUGAGAUCAACCAGCUUCUCAGUCUUAUCAUCAACACUUUCUAUAGCAACAAGGAGAUUUUCCUUCGUGAGCUCAUCAGCAACGCUUCUGAUGCUUUGGACAAGAUACGAUUUGAAAGCUUGACAGACAAGAGCAAGCUUGAUGCCCAGCCGGAGUUGUUCAUUCACAUUAUUCCUGAUAAGACAAACAAUACAUUGUCCAUCAUCGACAGUGGUAUUGGCAUGACCAAAGCUGAUUUGGUAAACAACCUGGGUACCAUUGCAAGGUCAGGGACCAAGGAAUUCAUGGAAGCCCUGGCUGCUGGUGCUGAUGUAAGCAUGAUUGGGCAGUUUGGUGUUGGGUUCUACUCGGCCUACCUUGUUUCUGAGAAGGUCAUCGUCACCACAAAGCACAAUGACGAUGAACAGUAUGUUUGGGAAUCUCAAGCUGGCGGAUCAUUCACUGUCACCAGAGACACAUCUGGUGAGCAACUUGGCAGGGGAACCAAGAUAACUUUAUUCCUGAAGGAAGAUCAGCUUGAGUACCUGGAGGAACGUCGCCUGAAGGAUUUGAUUAAGAAGCAUUCUGAGUUUAUUAGCUACCCUAUUUCUUUAUGGAUUGAGAAGACUACCGAGAAGGAGAUUUCUGAUGAUGAGGAUGAGGAAGAGAAGAAGGAUGAAGAGAAGAAAGAUAAGGAAGGUGAAGUCGAGGAUGUGGACGAGGAGAAGGAGAAGGAAGAGAAGAAAAAGAAGAAAAUUAAGGAGGUGUCCCAUGAGUGGUCAUUGGUGAACAAGCAGAAACCUAUCUGGAUGAGGAAGCCUGAAGAGAUCACCAAGGAAGAAUAUGCUGCGUUCUACAAGAGUCUUACAAAUGAUUGGGAAGAUCAUUUGGCUGUCAAGCACUUCUCUGUUGAGGGUCAGCUUGAGUUUAAGGCUAUUCUCUUUGUUCCCAAGAGGGCGCCUUUUGAUCUUUUUGACACAAGGAAGAAACCUAAUAACAUUAAGCUGUAUGUCCGACGUGUCUUUAUUAUGGACAACUGUGAGGAGUUGAUUCCUGAAUACCUUAGCUUCAUAAAGGGUAUUGUGGAUUCUGAGGAUCUCCCUCUCAACAUUUCCCGAGAAAUGCUGCAGCAGAACAAAAUUUUAAAGGUCAUCCGCAAGAACUUGGUCAAGAAGUGCAUUGAGCUUUUCUUUGAAAUUGCUGAGAACAAGGAGGAUUACAACAAGUUCUACGAGGCCUUCUCCAAGAACCUAAAACUCGGUAUUCAUGAGGAUUCUCAGAACAAAACGAAGUUUGCUGAAUUGCUCAGGUACCACUCCACUAAGAGCGGCGAUGAGCUGACCAGCCUGAAAGAUUAUGUGACCAGGAUGAAGGAAGGUCAGAAUGACAUCUAUUACAUUACUGGAGAAAGCAAGAAAGCAGUUGAGAACUCCCCAUUCUUGGAGAGGCUGAAGAAGAAGGGAUAUGAGGUGCUAUUCAUGGUUGAUGCUAUUGAUGAAUACGCUGUUGGCCAGCUUAAAGAAUUCGAAGGCAAGAAGCUAGUAUCUGCUACAAAGGAAGGCCUCAAACUCGACGAAACUGAGGACGAGAAGAAGAAGCACGAAGAAUUGAAGGCGAAAUUUGACGGACUGUGCAGGGUUAUCAAGGAUGUUCUGGGUGACAAGGUUGAGAAAGUUGUGGUCUCCGACCGUGUAGUUGACUCUCCUUGCUGUCUAGUAACUGGUGAAUAUGGUUGGACUGCAAACAUGGAGAGAAUUAUGAAAGCACAGGCAUUGAGAGACAGUAGCAUGGCUGGUUAUAUGUCUUCCAAGAAGACCAUGGAGAUCAACCCUGAAAAUGCCAUCAUGGAGGAGCUGCGCAAGCGUGCAGAGGCAGACAGGAAUGACAAAUCUGUGAAGGAUCUGGUUCUGUUGCUGUUCGAGACUGCUCUUCUUACCUCUGGUUUCAGCCUUGAUGAGCCCAACACUUUCGGAAACAGAAUCCACCGGAUGCUCAAGCUCGGACUGAGCAUUGAUGAUGAUGCUGGGGACGGUGACGCUGACAUGCCCCCAUUGGAGGAUGCCGAUGCUGAUGCCGAGGGCAGCAAGAUGGAAGAAGUUGACUAAUUCUCACAAGCCAUUUUAUCUUUUUAAAUGUUUUGUGUUUCUUAAUAUUAGCGAACGGUAGUCUAUUUUUGGGCUGAGCUUUUUGGUUCUUGUGGUUUUAAAUGACAGUAUUUUUAUAUGCAAUUAGCCUCUAAAGUUAUCAUAAUCUAAUAUGGUCAUUUCUCCUCUAUUA
Molecule: messenger RNA, 2327 nt
Organism: Neltuma alba
Lineage: Eukaryota; Viridiplantae; Streptophyta; Magnoliopsida; Fabales; Fabaceae
Product: heat shock cognate protein 80
Exons: 3
Coding region: 41-2155 (704 amino acids)
Biological process (GO): protein folding
Molecular function (GO): ATP hydrolysis activity; ATP-dependent protein folding chaperone; ATP binding
Source: RefSeq, a predicted model, not a curated record